This is a messenger RNA of Magallana angulata, 645 nucleotides long. Its product is annotated as macrophage migration inhibitory factor homolog. Bases 52 to 393 code for a protein of 113 amino acids. Gene Ontology annotation, molecular function: cytokine activity; phenylpyruvate tautomerase activity. The transcript has 3 exons. The record is from RefSeq and is a predicted model, not a curated record. NCBI's taxonomy places the organism in Eukaryota, Metazoa, Mollusca, Bivalvia, Ostreida, Ostreidae.
UGAAUGAUAUAAGCGAUAUAAAACCUCACUAAAGGGAAAUAAUCAUUAAACAUGCCUACUUUUGCCGUGUACACUAACUUGCCAAAUGACAAAGUUCCAGGAGAUUUCCUGCAACAGGCGUCUGCUUUUGUGGCAAACCAGCUAGGGAAACCAGAAUCAUAUGUUACAGUGAGGGUCCAUCCAGGCCAGAUGAUGACACAUGGAGGGUCAUCUGACCCUUGUGCAAGCGUAGAGUUGUACAACAUUACAGAUGGAGCCAAAAAUAAGGAGCAUGCCGUAGCCAUAGCAAAAUUUGUGGAAAGUAAAUUAUCCAUACCCCAAAACAGAUUUUAUGUCACAUUUACAAACUUGAGAAGAGAGGAUGUUGCCCUUGAUGGAAAAACAUUUGCGUAGAAGAAUGUGGAAGAAGUUUAUUAAAACCGUUAAACAGGCAAUCACAAGUAAAAGACACUGCAGCUCAGCUGAUUUAAAGUGCAUCCAUAGACCUUAGUUCUUAAAGUCAACACUAAAAAUGAAACAAUUUGAAGAACUUCAAAGGUUCAUAAAUGCUUUAAUUAGCUAAUAUUUUAAGUGCCAUGUUUCUGCGUAACAUUUUUUUUUACCUGCUAGUUAUUGUCUUAUUAUUAAAUUACGAAUGUAGAGGAU